GAAGAACUGAAGACAGAAAGAAGGAAGCCGAAAAAUCGAGAAAAAUCUGAAUCAUCUUCUUCUCCGUUCAAACCCUAGAGAGUUCAAAUUACCCGCGCUAAGCAGAAGAUUCGAUUUCAUCUCGGUAUUAGUAAUGGAACACGGAUCACUUCAGGACCCCAGUUCAUCAACAUUCUCAAUAACUAAUGAGGAUCAUACUCUAGCUAACUCUGUUAGAUUUACACUCAAUCAAGACCCGAGGGUGGUUUCUUGUGGGUACAGCAUGCCGCAUCCAUCUGAAGCUCGAGUAAAUAUGAGGGUCCAGACAACUGGUGAUCCUGCAAGUGAGGUGUUGAAAGAUGCAUGUCAAGAAUUGAUGUUGACUUGUAAACAUAUUAAUAGUGUCUUUGAACAGGCUGUCUCAGAUUUCAAAGCUUCUCAGGCUCUUAAAUCCAUGGAAAUCAAGGAUGAAUAGAAACUGUCUUUUAUUUAUUUUUUAGUUUUGAUGAUUUGAAUCAGAUUUCUUUGGCUGGUUAUUUAUUAUAUAGAAUUCUGAACAUGGUCUCAAAUUUUGAAUUAUUUGCUAAAUUAUUAUUGGAUCUU
Messenger RNA from Impatiens glandulifera, 582 nucleotides. RefSeq names its product DNA-directed RNA polymerases I and III subunit RPAC2. Gene Ontology annotation, molecular function: DNA-directed RNA polymerase activity; protein dimerization activity; DNA binding. The transcript is spliced from 4 exons. Lineage: Eukaryota; Viridiplantae; Streptophyta; Magnoliopsida; Ericales; Balsaminaceae. Bases 134 to 454 code for a protein of 106 amino acids. Gene Ontology annotation, cellular component: RNA polymerase III complex; RNA polymerase I complex. The record is from RefSeq and is a predicted model, not a curated record. Gene Ontology annotation, biological process: DNA-templated transcription.